CGGGAGGAGGAGGAGUUGAGGAGCCCGGGCCCGGGAGCCUCCCCGCUUACCGCACUAGGAAGUGACGCUUUCCCUGAGUCCCGGAGAGAAAGAAACAAAGUAUUUUUUUUUUUUUUUCCUUUUUUUUUUUUUCCCUCCGCUGCUCAGCGCCGCCGCGGGAGCCCGCCGCCGCCGCCCUGCCUCGCCUCCAGGCCCUGUAACUGAGUGGAUCCUACUGACCUCUGAACCACAGAGGAUAAGAGUGAAAAGAAGUGGGAGAAGCGCUCAAAGAAAAAGGAAGUGGAUGCACUUUCAUCUGGACUCCUUUCCUACCCUUUAUUACUAAAACUGAAUGGAAAAGAAAGACUUCUGUGCCUUUCCUCCCUCAACCUCAGGGAUGGGUGGACUGUGAAUACGGUUUGUGCAGCUGGGAGAAUAGCCUGAACCAUGAAUCUUCAGGCUCAGCAGAAGUCCUCAAGCAAAAGGACCGGGAAACGAAUUGCCUAUUUUAAUGAGCAGGAAAUAGCUGUGUCAUCAAAAGAACCACAGCAACAACUUAAGGAAGGACAGUACUAUGGGCAUGGAGGGAAUAUACCGGUCUCCCAAGCUAUGGAGAUUUCCCAUGCAGGGGGAUUAACAAGUGCCCCCAACAAUGUUGCUUUGAUGAACUCCGUUUACAGUCAAGAUCGAGGAGAAUCAAUGAUGAUGUCCCAGCAAGUGACAGCAGUCAAGUGGCAGAAUUCAUUAAUGGGAAACCGGUUGCCAGAGAGGGGGGACUCCCACUGGCAGUCUCCACCUACAAUGUGGAACCACAGUAUGGUUUUUGGGGGCAACCCAAAAGGAGCCCAUUCCAAUGCUGGUCCGGGCUUCUAUGGCCACCCAGAAGCUCUUAAAAGAAAUCAAGAGAAAGGAGUGUUUGUGUCACAGCUGGACUUGUAUGAAGAUGCUGUCCAGCAGAUGAUGUCUCAGAAGGCUCAGCUGGAACAGCAAGCCCUGGUUAGACAGCAGGCCCAGAUGAAUUCUUUUCACCAGAUGCAGAAACAGCAGCAGCAGAAUCAAAGUCUGCCGUUACAGCCUUUCCAACUUGCGUUUGGUCACCAAGGCCAGAAGCAAGGUCUUCCUGAAUUGUUACAUGUCUUUCAAGAAGCCCCAGCUUCUUCCAAUCCAGCAUUUACUGCUCCACAAAAACAACAAGCUCUUCCCCAGCUACAGCUGUUUGAAAAUUUCUAUCCCCAGCAGCAGCAACAGGCUGCCACACAAGCCUACAGCCUACAGCAAGCUACUUCCAUAGCACAGCCUCAUGUGGCAGCUGCAGCACCUCAGCAUCACAUGAUGGCACACCAGUUUCAGCAAACAGAGAGAAACCAGGAAUUGCUCAAGGCUCUAACAGAGCAGAACCAACAGACUGUGCUACCUCAGACCCAGAUUCCCUUUCCAAGGAGGUCACGGAGACUCUCCAAAGAAGGUGUCCUGCUGACAUCUGCAGGAGAAGUGUUGGCUUCCAAGCAGCCAGAAGAACAAUCCAGCAAUUUAUUUUUGCAUCACUGGCAAACGCAUCAGCAAGAGGUCCCAUUACAGCAGCCCCCUGAAGCACUGACCCACAACAAAAGUAGCUUUUCACACCCCAAGAGAAUGGAUCUGGGGCAGAAGGACAUCCUGGUCAACAGCGAGCUGCAGCUGCACCAGCCAGAGGCAGACAGGCAAGCCACAGCCCAGAACGGUAGAGAUGGGGAGAAGCAGACUGCAGUGGCUGAAGAAAACACUCAGAGAGCUAAUGACUUUCUGGGUGUCAGAGGUGGGGUAAUCCAGAGUACGCGAAGGAGACGGCGUGUUUCUCAAGAAGCCAACUUGCUCACUUUGGCCCAAAAAGCUGUUGAGCUGGCUUCUCUUCAGAAUGUCAAGGAAUUGGAUACUUCAGAAGAGAAGAGUGUGCUAGUAGCAGCUCCAGGACCUACAGCCGCCAAAAGUGUUGUGGAAUUUGCCAGUUCUUCACCAGCUCCUAAAAGGGCCCGGGAAGAUAACAGCCUUGUGCCUCUUAUCAUUCCUGUGUCUGUGCCAGUGAGAAAAAUUGACUUGCAGAGCCUUGGAAAGGAGAAGUGUGAGGAUGGGAAGCUCCAGAAAGGCCAAACAAAUGAUCGGGCUCCUUGUGAACGCAAGCCUUCUGUGAUAGUCACUCGGAGACGAUCUAAUCGUAAUACCAACAUGGAAACCUCAAAUCAGCACGAAGAUGCUGUUCCAAAGGAGGAAGCAGAGGGCUUUGCCCGGAAACCAAAGCAGCGCCCAAGACCUGAGCCACUCUUCAUACCACCAAAAGCUGGCACAUUCAUUGCACCACCAGUUUAUUCCAACAUUACUCCAUAUCAGAGCCACUUAAGGUCACCUGUCCGUCUGGCAGAUCAUCCUUCUGAUAGGAACUUUGAGCUACCUCCUUACACUCCGCCGCCAAUUCUUAGCCCAGUAAGAGAAGGAUCUGGGCUGUAUUUUAAUGCUAUCCUCUCUUCGAGCGGUCAUUCAGUCGCACCUCCAAUGACUCCUAAAAGUGCUCACAGAACUCUGCUUAGAUCCAAUAGUUCAGAAGUUACCCCUCCUGUUCUUACAGUAAUGGGGGAAGCCACCCCAGUCAGCAUUGAACCACGAAUCAAUGUAGGAACCCGCUUUCAAGCAGAAAUCCCGUCGCUCCAAGACAGAUCUCUGGCCGCAGUUGAUGAGCAUAAAGCGGAGCUAGUGUGGCGGCCGUGGGGCGACCUGGAAACCAACAAAGUCACCCAAGAGAAUGUGGAAAAUCUGCUAGCUGCUGCAUGUUCAAGCAUUUUUCCUGGGGCUGGAACCAACCAGGAGCUGGCGCUGCAUUACUUGCAUGAAGCAAAGGGAAGCAUUCUGGGGGCUUUGACCAAACUGCUAUUGAAGAGGCCAGUACGAUCACCUACCCACCCUCUGGCAGAUUAUCACUACACAGGAUCAGACAAGUGGAAAGUUGCUGAAAAAAAGCUUUUCAACAAAGGCAUUGCCAUUUACAAGAAAGACUUUUUCUUGGUCCAAAAACUUAUAAAAACCAAGACGGUGGCUCAGUGCGUGGAAUUCUACUACACGUAUAAGAAACAAGUGAAAAUUGGUCGGAAUGGGACCUUAAUCUUUGGGGACAUUGAUGUUACUAAUGAGAAGUCCAUGAAAGAUGAAGCUGAAGUUGACAUCAAGAGUUCCCAUAGGUUUGCACGUGUUCUUCCUCUCAGAAGGGACAUUUUCAGUGAAGAACAGGGGCAUGUGGAGGAAGGAGAGGAGGAGGAAGAGGAGGCAGAGGAAGGGUUGGAUAACAGAAAGAAAAGUACAGUUCCCCUCAGAGAUGCGCAGACACUACAAACUGAUGUAAUAGCCAAUGAUGCCAGUAUAACGAGUCAAGAAGCAACCGUCACAGGCAGGAUUGCAAGGAGACCAAGGGAGACAGUAGUGAAGCCUCGAAAGCCUAUUAAUGCUCCAAUGCAGAGGAGGAGGCGGAAACAGAAGAUGAAAACAGAUGCUACCUGUAAAGCCCAGAACACAGAAAACACGUUUCCAUGUAAAAAAUGUGGCAGGGUGUUCUACAAGGUGAAGAGCCGCAGCGCUCACAUGAAGAGCCAUGCGGAGCAGGAGAAGAAGGCGGCCGCGCUGAAGCAGCAAGAGAGAGAGGCAGCGGCAGCGGCGGCAGCAGCCCACAGCCAGGCCCAGCAGGAGGAGAGCAGCGAGAGUGGGAGCAGCAGCAGCAGAAGCAGCGGUGGGAGCUCUGAUGAGGAUGGAGAAAUAUAGCAGCAAGCCAGAAGUGGAGGGAGUAGCAAGGCUGGACCCAGUCUCCCUCUUGGUUUUGCUUUCUUGCUUGCACUUUUUCUUACCUGAGCUGAUUUACAUCGGGUCUCAGUUUCAGUGCUGCCGUUGCCUCAUGCCACAUGUUCCACUUCACCUUGCCAGUACUGACCAAGCCAGAGUGGUGGAUGAAAAGAUUUGUUUCAACUUGGAUUUUUUUAAAUUAUUUUUAACAAAUGAGAUUUCUAUUUUAUUUAUAAUGAUAUCUGAGGUACACAGCAGAACAAUGUCACCUGCAGUGGAAGUAAGUUCUCUCUCAGGUCAGCCAGACCCUUCUUCCUGUGCUUGUCAGGAGACAUGGUAACAGAACUCUUGGAUAUAAAGGUUUCCAGACCUAACCAAGAAAAAGAUGCUCUGCUCUGAGCUAACUGUAUCCAGUUACUGUGACACUGGUGUUUUCUAGAUAUUUCUUUUCUCAGCAAGUUCCCCUUCCUGUUAUACACUUUUCUGCCUUUCUUUCUGAGAGUUUAUUUGGGGCUGCUGAUAAGUUUUGUGGAAAGAUGAUGUGCACUUCUGGCUUCUGCUUGACAAAAACGAAAAGUGGGAUGAGCAAGACACUUUCCUUCCUUUUGAGAUGAAGUUUUCUUUUUCUGAGGGAAGCCUGAGGUGCUUUUCUUUUAUGACAUUAAGAAUGCAGAAAUGGAUAUAAAAUAUCCUGUGGGAUUAGAGUAGCCACAGACCAUAUGCAGGUUGUGUCUCAUCAUGGAAAACAAAAUAGUCGGCCUUUGAUUAACUUCUUGGAAAGUAGUCUGGGCUUCACAAGUGCAAUUUGAAAUGAAAACUGAUGAUUUUGACUUUGCAUGAAUGGGAGCAAGUUUGUUUAGUGAAAAUGAACCUAGACCUUGUGUGUCUGCUGCACUCUGUGUGCCUCGGAGAUGGGAGGAAUUGGACUCUUAGGUCUGUCAGGCUCCUUAAAUCUCUCCAUGACUGACUCUUACCUCUCAACGCAUGUGUUUCUUUCUCCUAGUAGCCCUCACUUAUUUCUCGAAAUGGCCGUCACCAAGAGCUUGUAUUGGUGGGGCCCUGGGUUUCUAAAUACUUCCAGCAGACAGCAUGUGGCUGUAUGUACAGGAGGAGCUUUUCAUUUAUUUCCGCACAAGUGACUGGACAGCCUUGCCUGCUGGGUUGUCCUGCUGUGACCACUCUGCUGGCUGAAAUGCAGCCUUUUCCUUCAUAACUGACACAAGCUAACAGCCAAAAAAGCCUAGCCACCAAAAGCCUGCCGGUGCAAGAGAGCUCAGAGGAAGUUAAGGUGGUCCGGGUGACAUACAUGUUAGAUUUGCACAGGAUUUUUCUGUAGAGCCCACCCUUAUUACUAUUUCAUAAAGAAGUAUGGAACCACAUAAUUUCCUUGUGCUUCACAGCUGGUCAGUCACAGCCCAGUGCCCUGGCUGCCCGACGCCCUCCCUCCGGGCCGGUGCUCGGGGCCGCGUGGGUUCCCGGUUUCUGGGGUGCUGGCAGUGUGUCAGAUCACGCACGCGCUGCUCUGUGUGCAGCUCCGCAGGGCGAUCCCGAAUGAGCUGGCUGCUGCCUCCCUGAGCAGAGCUCCAGGGUGGGUUACUGUACGUGAACAACAAUGUUCCCAAAUGGCUGGUUUCUAAAUCCUGACCCUUCAAGCUGCUAGAUAAAUUCCAGGUAAUAAUUGGAAGGUGGAUCUACCGCCAGCGUGCCAUCUGCCCCUCUUCUCCAGCCCCAGGUAGUUCUAUGCAACCAGGAUUGUUUCACUGUCAGAGUCUAAAGGCUGUGUAUUCUGUCAUGUUUUCUUUAAAACAUAUGCUGUUGCAUAGACUCCUUUUUCCUUAAUAGCAGAAACAAUAAUUACUCUUAAAAUAAAUUGGAGUAUUAGUGAGGACUGCACUUUAAAAAAAAGUUGACAUUUUUGCCUAUAAAUGUUCUGUUUUCUGCCAAUGCUGUAUCUUUCAUUCCUAAGAAAAUUAGGUUUAUAUCAAUUUAGAGAUCGAAAGACCAAGUUCCAAUCAAGACCUUUCUGUACAAUUAUCUAAAGCUUCAUCCCUUUCAGCAUCUGGAUGACUGUUUUCAUGUUGCUGCACAAACUGGGAUCUUGUUGACCAGACUCUGGAAGCAGAUGGCACGUCGCUAUCUAUUAAAAUCCAUUAGAAAACUGUAGAGCUGAAAGCUACUAAUCUUUAAACAGAAGCUUAACCAAAUCAGUCUUCCUAUUAAGGGUUUUUUUGUUUGUUUUGGGGUUUGGUGGUUUUUUUUUUUUUUUUUUUUUUUUUUUUUUUUUUUUUGCAUUUGUAAAUUGAAGAAAAUGCUUGUCUACCAUUAUCCCAGGUUCCUUACAGAGAACAGAAGCUUUAGCACACAGUGCCUGGAUGGUCAGUAGGUGAAGCAGCUGGGCCUCAUGGUCUGCUUGUAGUAUCAAGGUUAAUUCCAGUAAAAACCAAUGAUGCAAUUAAAUGUUAAGAUCUUGGGUAUGUUUCUGGGAAGUUGCUGAAAGUUGCCAAAUCUUGAGAACUGCAGGGUAGUGCAGCAGUUCAAAAAAAAAUAAGUGGGACGUGUGAGUAUAUUAAAAAAAUAAAAAGGCUUUGAUGAUAAUGUAGAUAUUGUUAUAGUGUUGUAGUGAAUAUGUUAGCCUGGAAUACAGUGCUUCAGCUGUAGAAUGGUGUAUAGUUAUUUAACAGAGAUUGUAAAGGCCUAGAAACACAUGUCAAAAAUGGAGAUACAGGUGGAACCCACACAAGUUGAGAAACAUGGCAAACAUGAAGAUUUUUUAGGUUGGAAAAGAGAUCUGACUAAGUUUGAGAACUACAUUAAGGUUAAUCAAACUGUCUUAUUUCACUGUCAUUGUUAAAAUAGGACAAAAUCAACUAAUGUGUAAUCCUUUAGAAAAAAACAGCUUGUUCAUACUGGGUCAAACCAAAGAUCUGUCUCGCUCCAUGUCCUGUUUCUGACGGUGAUCAGGAGCAGAUGCUUAGGAAAAAAGUAUACAAACAGGGAAAGCACGGAAUAUCCUGGCAGAAAACAAGAUGCUAAACUAGAAGGAAUUACUUGUGUUCUCCAGUAAGGCAAAGCUGCAGAUAGAUUUGUCCUUAAAUGUACUGUCCCCAUAUGGGCAAAAAAUGAGUACAUUUCUUUGCCUUUUACACUUUACUCUGUGUAUCAUAUCACUUGCAUCUACUCUAGUAUUUUUAGUUUCCUAAAGUGUGCCUGGGUGAUAAUGAGCAAACAGCAUUUAGUCGUGGCCCUCAGGUGUUUGCAAGGUUGCAGUAGUUUUAGAUGUGGCGAAGCAAAUCAUGGUGGACAAACAACCAAUGAAGAGAAAUGAAGUACAAAGGUUUAAGGAGCAAAUCACAUGAUUGCUUUAAGUACCAAUUUAGUCUUCUUUUAGGCUUGAUAAUGCUUUAGAGUAGGCAUUAUUAUAGUCUUCCUAAAGACCAGAUCUUUCACUGAUGUUCCCUAUUCCAGGAAAUCGGUAGAAGGGUCAUUUUUCUCUUUAUCAAGGAUAAGCCACGGAGGUGCCAAUAAGAACAAAUGAGAAUCUUUUUUCUAAUUGCACAAAAAGGUGUAUUUAUUACACACUGAUGAAUCCAGUACUGGUUGUUUCUCUCCCACCCCACUGCAGUAGAAGCAGAAGAGAACAGGAGGAUUUGACGUGCUCAGGGCUGCCACUGAAAGAGAAUCAAACAGGGCUUUUUCUGAGGGUGUCCCCCAACAACUGUGGGUUAGCACGGCUGACCCAAAUCGGGUUAAGAAUUCCCAGUGGCAUUAAAUGCUUAAUCUGGAAAUGCUUCUAAGCAUGUUUACAUAUUGCUAGCAGCUACUGGAAGACCUUUUUCCAGUGGUGGUAACUGGUAAUAAGUUUUUUUUAAAAAAAGGGAGGGGGGCAAAAAACCUCCUGAGUUUCUUCUUUAGUAAUAACAACAACAGCAAAGACAACCCUCAAAAGCAACAAACUUGUUGCACACUUGCUUACAAGUAGCAGUCUGGAAUUGAUCUUAUGUCCAAAUUGGAUCCUGCCCGUUAUCAACCGUGGCAGAGGUGUGUUUUUUAUUUUAAACGCUGUGGACAAAGUAUUUGAAUUGAAUUUGUCUGAUCUGCAAUGAAUUCUGGUACACCUCUUAGUCACAAAAAAUAUGUGAGUGGUUCUUUAUCACAGCACAGUGUUAAGACUGUGUUGUUUCAAUUAUGAUUUAAAAAAUAGGACUCUGUACUUUUCUGUUGCUUUGUCCGUUUUAAGUCCUUUGCUCAUUAUUUUCCAACAUUUAAAGCACAUUUGCUGAUCUCUGUUUAGUAUGAGGGUUUGCUAUGUAUUUAGAAAAAAGCACUGUACCCUCCUUCAUUAAGUUGAGUUUGAACAAGGCCUCUCUUUGCUUCAGCUGACUUCUGUGGAAACACAAUAGAAGACUCGUAGACUGCAAUUUUGUAAGUGUGUAUUAACAGAUCCGUCUUUUAUGAUGAGAGAUCAGGCUCCAGGUGGACAUAAACCUAGCAGUCAGGUGGCUGUAUUUCAAAACCAUUACGUAUUUGAGUCUUGAUGCAGGCUCAGGGUGUUGCAGGGAUGCACAGAUAGAUAGAUGGGCUUAUGGUCAAAUUGUAUUUUGCCCUGAUCAUGUAUUUUUGCCUACGCUGUCUGCCCUUCAGAGCUGAGCUAUUAGUAUUCAAGCCUUCAGGUUUGUGAUUUGCAUGGGAAAGCAUCUCAGUUUUGCACCACUGUGUGUAUAUAAUUGCUAGAUGUAUGCAUGCACUUGUGAUGCAAAUCUGAUGUAGCUACAGGUGUUUAGCUGUCUAGCCACAAGAACUCUGCAUUUUAAUUUAUUCAACAUUAUUCCAUUUAAAGUCAUGGGUGGUUUUGCUUAACAGGUAACACUAAUCUGAGAGAACUUAGUUCUGUUAAAUUUAAAGCCUACAGAAUUUCAGCUGGCUACGCAGGACCCUGGCAUUUUAAGAGCUAGGGCCAGGUAGGAAUAUAGCUGCUUGAAGGCAGGGCAAGGCUAGAAAUCCUGAAGCUUACAGGUAAAUCAUCUAUUGAUCCCAUACUAGUGAUGUAAUGUGAGGCUUAAAUUAGCUAACAAGGCAUUUGACUUAUCAAACUGAAGUUUAAGGUUGUUUCUUAUGAUUGCAGUAAGUUUAGAUUAAAGUCAACAUCCAAAAAAAACGUGUUUCCUAAACCACAAAGAGUGAGCUUUCUCACUGCCUCAGCAGUUAUAUCUUAAUUCUCUUUUGGGCAGCAAACUAGGAAGUCACAAUAUAGGACUGCGCAGCUGUAGAAGUCUCGUCCCCUUUCAGGGUCUGUGCACUGCGAGGAGAUUCUUGUACAAAGGCACUGCGAGCCUAUGGAUUACCUCUGCCAGAAACCUCAUUAGAAAGCACAUUUUCCCAUGCGGACUUUCUCCCUGUUUCAUCUUCUAAUGUAUGUCUGAAAGUUUAGAAAGCUUUAAAGAGAUAGAGCAGCAGUGUCUAAAAAUGAUGUUUGAUUUUUGUGGGGGUGAGUUUCUAUAUAAAUUCUUCACUUGGGUUCAGCUGCUUUAUUCACCCACAUGCUCUCCGAUGUCAAACGUUAGGAAGACACAAACUUUGAAUCCCCAGCUGUCUAAAUAUUUUCUUUCUGAAACUUGGAUUCCAUUGACAGCUGAGCCUGUAAAAUCCUUAACUUCUCAAGAUUAGAGGACAACAUAUAUUUUUAUAGAAAUGUAACUGUAUAUUUUAAAAACCUCUUUCCUGCAGCUUCUCCACAUUUAUUUUUCCCCUUGUAGUUCAGAUUUGAUAUAAACUUUUUUUUUUGUGUUCAUUCUUUUUAUUUUCUGUUUUUAAAUUUGUAGUCAAAGCUAUGGUGUACUGUACAGGAGCAGUCAGCCUUUGUAAUUACUGUAUAAAUGCUUUAUAAUAAAGUAUAUUACUUUUAUUUUAACAAGUGAGCAGACACUUCCUUUUGUGUGUUUGCUGCCUAGGGCACCUUUUAAAUGACUGUUACAUAUUAAAAAUGUACAUAUAUAAAUAUAAAAAUAUUUACCUGUUGCUGUACAGUUGUGAUAGACUGGACUGAAUUUAUUUUUUGUGUGCUUUUUUAUAAAAAUAUUAAUACACUAAAGGAAAUCUUGCUGAUGUGAUUGUAAUGUACUCUGUAACUUAUUUACUUAAUAUCCUCUAUAUCUCUUAAAAACCUUUUAUUAAAUGAGGUUUAAAAACA
Messenger RNA from Dromaius novaehollandiae (emu), 9964 nucleotides. It is a transcript of the gene MIDEAS, whose product is annotated as mitotic deacetylase associated SANT domain protein. Gene Ontology annotation, biological process: regulation of transcription by RNA polymerase II; negative regulation of DNA-templated transcription. NCBI's taxonomy places the organism in Eukaryota, Metazoa, Chordata, Aves, Casuariiformes, Dromaiidae. Gene Ontology annotation, molecular function: transcription corepressor activity. Gene Ontology annotation, cellular component: transcription regulator complex; histone deacetylase complex. Bases 427 to 3759 code for a protein of 1110 amino acids. The transcript is spliced from 13 exons. The record is from RefSeq and is a predicted model, not a curated record.